Odobenus rosmarus divergens (Pacific walrus) is the source of this 2103-nucleotide messenger RNA. RefSeq names its product hypermethylated in cancer 2 (gene HIC2). Gene Ontology annotation, cellular component: nucleus. Gene Ontology annotation, molecular function: DNA-binding transcription factor activity, RNA polymerase II-specific; RNA polymerase II cis-regulatory region sequence-specific DNA binding; protein binding. NCBI's taxonomy places the organism in Eukaryota, Metazoa, Chordata, Mammalia, Carnivora, Odobenidae. The record is from RefSeq and is a predicted model, not a curated record. Gene Ontology annotation, biological process: regulation of transcription by RNA polymerase II. The coding region runs from base 190 to 2043 and encodes 617 amino acids. The transcript is spliced from 2 exons.
GGCUGCCCCCGGCACCCCAGCCAGAGAGACCACCAGGUGCCUGCCCCUUUACUGGUGCUCCUUCCUGCCCUUGGCUGAUGUCUGCCCGGCUGACCCUGUCCAUCUUCUCCUCCCCAGGUGACCAGGCAUUGAUGCACCCCCAGGGAGGCCGCGCGCUCAAGGAGGCCACCCCCGCUGGCUGCUGCGCACAUGGUUUCUGGGCCCCUGGCACUCCGGUGGUACGCGUGGGCGGGGCGUGGGGACAUGGGGCCCGACAUGGAGCUGCCCAGCCACUCCAAGCAGCUCCUGCUGCAGCUGAACCAGCAGAGGACGAAGGGCUUCCUGUGUGAUGUCAUCAUCAUGGUGGAGAACUCCAUCUUCCGUGCUCACAAGAACGUCCUGGCUGCCAGCAGCAUCUACUUCAAGUCCCUGGUCCUGCACGACAACCUCAUCAACCUGGACACGGACAUGGUCAGCUCCACGGUGUUCCAGCAGAUCCUGGACUUCAUCUACACGGGCAAGCUGCUGCCCAGUGACCAGCCGGCCGAGCCCAACUUCAGCACUCUCCUCACUGCCGCCAGCUACCUCCAGCUGCCCGAGUUGGCAGCGCUCUGCCGCCGUAAACUCAAGCGAGCCGGCAAGCCCUUCGGCUCCGGUCGGGUGGGCGCCACCGGCAUGGGGAGGCCGCCCCGCAGCCAGCGGCUGUCCACAGCCUCCGUCAUCCAGGCGCGGUAUCCGGGGCUCGUGGACGGACGAAAGGGGGCCCACACCCCCCAAGAGCUCCCCCAGGCCAAAGGCUCGGAUGACGAGCUCUUCCUCGGAGGCUCCAGCCAGGAGGGUGUGCAUGGCCUGGGCCGGGCCGUCUGUCCAGCCAGCGGAGGGGAGGCUGGCCUGGGCAGCUGCAGCACCAAUGGGAGCAGCGGGGGCUGUGAGCAGGAGCUGGGCCUGGACUUGUCCAAGAAGAGCCCUCCCCUGCCUCCCGCCACCCCUGGUCCCCCCCUGACCCCUGACGACUCGGCCCAGCUGAGUGACAGUCAGCAUGGCUCGCCCCUCUCAGCCUCCGCCCCUCCUGUUGCCAACAGUGCCUCUUACGCUGAGCUGGGGGGCACCCCCAAUGAGCCCAUGGACCUGGAGGGGGCCGAGGACAACCACCUGAGCCUGCUGGAGGGGCCCGGCGGGCAGCCCCGGAAGAGCCUGCGGCACUCGGCCCGCAAGAAGGAGUGGAGCAAGAAGGAGCCCAGGGUGGGGUCCCCCUUCGAGCGGAGGGAAGCGGGGCCCAAGGGCCCCUGUCCAGGGGAAGAGGGCGAGGGGCUAGGGGACAGGGUUCCCAAUGGCAUCCUGGCCAGCAGCGUUGCGGGGGGUGGCCCCAGUGGGCCCUACGUGGAGCCCCCGUACCCCUGCAAGGAGGAGGAGGAGAACGGCAAGGACGGGAGUGAGGACAGCGGACAGAGUGGGAGCGAGGGGGGCAGCGGGCACGCCGGCACGCACUACGUGUACCGACAGGAGGGCUACGAGACCGUGUCCUACGGGGACAACCUGUACGUGUGCAUCCCCUGCGCCAAGGGCUUCCCCAGCUCGGAGCAGCUCAACGCCCACGUGGAGACACACACGGAGGAGGAGCUGUUUAUCAAGGAGGAGGGUGCCUACGAGACGGGCAGCGGGGGCGCCGAGGAGGAGGCUGAGGACCUGUCGGCGCCCAGCGCGGCCUAUGCGGCCGAGCCCCGGCCCUUCAAGUGCUCGGUCUGCGAGAAGACCUACAAGGACCCGGCCACGCUGCGGCAGCACGAGAAGACGCACUGGCUGACCCGGCCUUUCCCCUGCAACAUCUGCGGCAAAAUGUUCACGCAGCGUGGCACCAUGACGCGCCACAUGCGCAGCCAUCUGGGCCUCAAGCCCUUCGCCUGCGACGAGUGCGGCAUGCGCUUCACCCGCCAGUACCGCCUCACCGAGCACAUGCGCGUGCACUCGGGCGAGAAGCCGUACGAGUGCCAGCUCUGCGGGGGCAAGUUCACCCAGCAGCGCAACCUCAUCAGCCACCUGCGCAUGCACACCUCCCCCUCCUAGAAGCCAAAGACCCUGCUCCCCGGCCCGAGGCUGCCCUCUGCAGACUCGCCCUCGGGAGCC